Lachancea meyersii CBS 8951 is the source of this 5043-nucleotide messenger RNA. The record is from the annotation of a GenBank genome assembly. NCBI's taxonomy places the organism in Eukaryota, Fungi, Ascomycota, Saccharomycetes, Saccharomycetales, Saccharomycetaceae.
AUGCCAAAAGGAAAUUUGAGCUUGGACCAAGACUAUGAAAUACAGAAGAACGAAUUGGAGGCGAUAAGAUGCAUAUAUAUGGACGAUUUUGUGAACAAGACGACUGCCAAGUCUUCUUGGGACAGACGGCCUCUGAUCCAGUUUCAGAUCUCGCUCAGAUCCACAAACCAGGAGCCCGCCGAAUCGUCCAUGACCUUGGAUAUAACGUUGCCAGCAAACUACCCCCAACAGCCACCCAUUAUCAAGUUUGAGAACGUGAAAAACGUCCUUGGGAGCUAUUUAACAGCGCUGCAAGACGAUAUCAAAACCAUACACCAGCGGUCCAACGGUCGCGAAGAAAUCAUAUUCGAAGUUACAUCGCUAGCUCAGGAAAAGCUGGAUGAGGUGCAAGCAACCGCAAACAUGCAAUCUCUGGAAGAUGACCGGAUACAACGUAUCGAAGACGAGAAAAAGCGAAUGGCAGAAGAAGAAAUAAAGCGCCAAGUUGACGUUGAAGUCAGAAGAGUGAAAGAACAGAAAAUGAUCGAUGAAAUUGUGCGUAAGGAAAUCGAGAAAAGGCAUGACGACGAUUUCACAUUCCAGCACGAAAAUCUAAUCGAACUUAACCCGCCAGCAGACUGGGUUGCCUCUGGCGAAGCCUACAUUUUCCCCAAAGUCGUAAGAGCCAAACUGCCGAACAAUUCUUUUUACAAAUUCAAGGCGGUAGUGAACCCUAAGGAAGUGGAUCUAGGUGCAGAUCUACUUGGAUUUGCUCAGCAGAAACUGGUAAAGCCUUACAUACCUCCCGACUCGCCCUUAGCCAACACCUUGACGUCCUCUGACAUGAUGGUCAACUUCUUUUAUCUACUUACCGAGAUAACUUUGGACAACACCCAUUUCAACACAAGCAUUGGUAAACGCGAGAUAUCAAAUCUCGAGAAAGAGUUGGACUCUCUCACUCGAGUCACCCAUGACAACGUCAAUAAACUCUUUGCAUUUGCGGUUGAAAGGGUUGGAAGAAGCAAUAGCACAUACGCCUGGAAGAUUCGAAUAUUGAGUGAGUACUCCCCCAUGUCCUUGGUCGGUGAAGUUGUGGAAUCUGUUGGUUUCGUUAACUUGGCCACGGCUCGCGGUUGGGUUUUAAGACUUAUCGAAGGUCUCGAAUGUCUUCAUAAACAUGGUGUCGUCCACAAAUGUGUUUCCCCGCGAACCGUUAAUCUGGCCAGAGACGCCGAUUUUGGAACAAUAGUUCCCAAGUUGAUGCAUCCUGGGUAUGGUUUCACGCUUGUCAGCCUUCUAGCCAGUCACCCUAAUAAAAGUGGUACUAAAAUUGACCCCAUAGAACAGCCCUGGAAGGCGCCCGAGCUUAUAAAGUUCAAUAAUAGCAAGCCACAGAGAAAGACUGACAUCUGGCAACUGGGCGUUUUGUUUGUUCAGAUCAUAAACGGAAUUGAUACUCUUGGAAAAUACUCCUCAUCACAUGAAUUUUUGGAAAGCACCAAAAUGGAUGCUAGUCUUGCAGACUUCUUGGAUAAGCUUCUGGAACCCGAUUUCAAAAAGCGAUUAGGUCCAUUGGAGUUGAUGCCCAUGAAAUUUUUGAGAACUAAUUUGGAUCCAUCGAUAAACAAGCUCGGUUCCCCCAACGCUGACUCAAGCUCGUCUUUUGCUCUUAGCGCUAGAAGGAGCUCGAGACCAAGUAACUCUUUACAGUAUCUGCCCGACGGGGUCAGAAGACGAAGUUUUAAUGUCAAAUCCAGGUAUCUCUCCACCAAUCCCAACUACAAUUCUAGAUAUGCGACUGACUUCGAAGAGGUUGCAAUGCUGGGAAAAGGAGCAUUUGGUCAGGUAGUUAAAGCACGGAACGCUUUGGAUAGUAGGUACUAUGCCAUUAAAAAAAUCCGGCAUACUGAAGAAAAACUGUCCUCGAUACUAAGUGAGGUUAUGCUUCUGGCCAGUCUCAAUCACCAAUAUGUUGUCCGUUAUUAUGCCGCAUGGCUAGAGGAAGAACCAGAUGUGGAGGAUGCCGUGACUUCAAGUGGAUCUGACCUUGAUUCGGAGGGGUCAGACUCUGAUCUCGAGAGCGAUUCUGAUAGCCGCCUUCAAAGUGGCGCCAUGAGCAGAUCCGCCAAUGCGAACAAUAAUUGGGAUUUCAUUUCGAACUCGUUUCAAAACUCCAACCUGCCGGAAAUUGUGUUUGCAAACAGCUCCAGCGAUGCUGACGAAAAUUCAGAGGAUGAGAGUAGCGAGUCUUAUUCCGAUGGCCCCCUAUCGGAUGCUUUUGAGAACAGCAGCAAUGAUUCUAUUGCCGAUGAUGAGAAAAGAGUAAAGCAGCGAAGAAGUCCGGCCAACUCACGAAAGGGCUAUGCAAUGGCUCAAUAUCGAAAUUCAAUAGAGCAAGUUAAUGCCAGACGGAAUGUUAGAAGCACUCUUUUCAUUCAAAUGGAAUACUGUGAAAAUCGCACGCUCUUUGAUCUGAUACACACAGAGAACUUGAAUUCUCAAAAAAAGGAGUAUUGGAGACUAUUUCGAGAGAUACUGGAUGCUUUGGGAUAUAUUCAUUCCAUGGGUAUCAUUCAUCGGGAUCUCAAGCCUAUGAACAUUUUCAUUGAUGAAUCGAAGAACAUCAAAAUUGGUGAUUUUGGCCUUGCUAAAAACGUCCAUAAAUCUGCUGAUCUUCUGCGCGUGGACACACAAAUGAGUGCUGGAAGCACAGACGAUCUCACCUCUGCAAUUGGAACAGCCCUUUAUGUUGCUACCGAAGUUCUCAGCGGGAAGGGGAACUACAACGAGAAGAUCGAUAUGUACUCUCUUGGCAUCAUCUUCUUUGAAAUGAUUUAUUCAUUCAGGACAGGCAUGGAAAGAGUCAAUGUUCUUAAAAUGCUAAGAACGCCUGCGGUUGCUUUUCCGGCAGAUUUUGACGACCAUAAACUAACAGUUGAAAAGAAGAUAAUUCGACAAUUACUUGAUCAUGAUCCUAGUAUAAGACCCAAUGCUCAAACGCUCCUACGCAGCGGUUUACUACCCGUUAAGCAUCAAGAUGAUGUCAUAAAGGAUGCGUUGAAACAUCUUGCAGAUCCUUCAUCUCCUUGGCAACAACAAGUCCGAGAAAGUCUGUUUGCCCAACCCUACAGUGUUACGAAUGACAUUCUCUUUGACAAUAGCAAGCUGAACUCUACCCCCUUCAAUCAACUUCUAAAGUCACAAAUGAUGGAAGAGGUCAUUAAGAUUUUUAAAAGGCAUGGCGCAGUGGAAAACACCGAGACCUCCGUAAUUUUCCCUAAGGCUCCCAUUUAUUCUACUCAAAACGUCUAUGAAAUUCUUGACAAAGGCGGGUCAAUUUUACAGUUGCAGUAUGACUUGACGUAUCCGAUGGCAAGAUAUAUUGCUAAAUGCCCCAACUGCGUCAGCAAGCAAUAUCGCGUACAGCACGUAUACCGACCUCCUCAACAGACACAGACAAGUACCGAGCCGCGGAAAUUUAUUGAGGUCGAUUUUGAUAUCAUUUCACAAUCGACCGCAGAAACCCCGUUUUAUGAUGCGGAGAGUUUGAAGGUCGUAGACGAAAUUAUCACACAGCUUCCGAUCUUUGGUAAAAUCAAUACAGUUUUCAGCGUCAACCACGCUGAUAUCCUGGAAAGCAUUUUCAGCUUUUGCGGAAUUGAUAAGGCACAGCGCUCGCUUGUGUCGCAUAUGCUAUCUCAGGUUGGUUUUGCGAAAUCAUUCAAAGAUGUCAAAAAUGAAUUGAAAGCUGUUUUGAAUCUUUCCUCGACCUCCCUGAACGACUUGGAAUUGUUUGAUUUCCGGUUGGACUUUGAGAGCGCCAAAAAGAGAAUGCAUAAGGUAAUGGUCGAUAGUCCGUACCUUGCUAAAGUGGACGAAUCUCUUCAGUACAUCUCAAAAGUGCUAAGCUUUUUCAAGCCAUUGAAACUGACAAGAAACAUUUUGGUGUGUCCUUUGAGCAAUUACAAUUGGUCUUUCUACAAAGGCAAUAUCAUGUUUCAAGCAGUGUACGACGAUGAAAGGACCAGAAGCCUGAUCGCCGCAGGCGGACGAUAUGAUAAAUUGAUCUCUCUCAUUGCACGGCCCUCUGGUGGCAAUACAAAUAGUGUUCAAAAGGCUGUGGGCUUCAACUUAGCAUGGGAAACUAUCUUAGUGGUGGCCCAAAACUACUUCAAGCUGGCUGCUGGCAAGAAAACGAAAAAAAGAAGCACUUUUUUGAAGGACGCAACUUUAGACUGGAAGCCCACGCGGUGCAGUGUCAUUGUUUCGAGUUUCUCAAAUCAUAUUCUCGACACCAUUGGUGUAGAGAUACUGAACCAGCUCUGGAAAGCAAAUGUUAGCGCGGACUUUGUUCGCAAUUGCUACACUGUGGAUGACGUAGUUUCAAUUGCUCAGCGUGACGGUGUAGACUGGAUUCUUUUCAUAAAGCAGCAGAUGUACUCUGCUUCAAGCCACAAACGCAAGUACAAACCGCUUAAGGUAAAAAAACUAGACGGGGAGCUGGAUGUUGAUCUCGAUUUUGAUGAGUUCCUAGCUUUAUACCAGCAAGAAACAGGUCAAAAAGCAGGUAGCAAUGAUCCGCUUCAGUUUUACGACGGAAGUCCGACAUCCGUGGAAGAGAAAAGAUGGGACGAGCUGGGAAGUGCCGAUGGGAGUCUUGAUGAUAGUAGCAAUGCUUCAUUUAAAGGCCAAGGCGCUCAAAAGGUUGUCUACAUUCCAAACAUGGCUACUCGUGCUAAGAAGUCCAACAAGAAGGAGAAAUGGGUCUACGAGGACUCUGCCAGAAGUGCCUCGCGUGCAAUUAUCUCGAGUUUGUCGACCGCGCCUAUUUUCGCUGUCGAUGCAAUUAGAGAAGAAACGCUUGAGAUCAUUUCAGUGACCUCACUUGAUCAAAAAGACGAAUGGCUGCGCAAGGUUUUUGGUGCCGGUCAGAACUCUGCGCCCCGUAGCUUCGCCACAAGCAUUUAUAAUAGCUUGUCCAAAGAAGCCUCCAAAGGUGGUAAGUGGGCAAUUGUCCAUUGCAAUAAGACCGGUAAGUCUUGUGUAGUUGACCUACAACGUUAA